AUGACUAAACCAGCGAUGGAGCCGCCUCCGGGCAAAGAGUCCAACUUUGACAAUCCGAAUCGAGAGUUGUACUACAUCUGCAUUGCCUCUAAUACGAUUGCAAUGUCUGUAUGUACCAUCUUCGUUUUUCUGCGGUUGUGGGCCCGGUAUAGGCUGGCGAUGAGGCUUCGGCUAGAUGAUAUGUUGAGAUACGGUGGUGGCCUUCACCAAUGGGAUGUCCCAGAGCAUCUAAUAACGCAGUACAACCAGACCGUCUACGCGACCAUGGUCAACUACGGCCCAACUGUCUUUGCCAUCAAAGCAGCCAUUCUUCUCUUCCUCGCCAGCAUCUUCGCCCCAUACAAGACAUAUGUCAAGUGGAUAUACGGCUUCCUCGGGGUCAUGGGUGUCUACUACGUUGCCAUGCUAUUCCUCAAGAUGUUCAUCUGCCGUCCGAUCUCAAUGUUCUGGGGCGCUACCACCGAUGGCGAAUGCUUUAAUCAGCGAGUUCUCAUUCUUGUCGAUAACAUCAUCAGUCUUCUUAGCGAUAUCGUUGUCCUUCUCCUUCCCUGUCCUCUUACCAAGAAACUCCAGGUGGGACUUGUCGCAAAGCUCAAGAUCGUCGCUAUCUUUGGAGUCGGAGGGAUAGCCUGCAUCUUUAGCCUUGUUAGGCUAGUCUUUAUCAUCCAUAAUGGGGAAAGCCCGGAUCAGACAUACGUCUUUCUACAAAUCAACUUGACUGGGGAUAAGCCAGGCUAUUCAUCCAAUUACUCAAGGUCCCAGUUUGAGAUGAUGAGUUCGUCCAAACAGCGAUCGCGAAACACGGGGCACACACCAGAAAGCGUGCACUACAACGAGGACAUGGGAAGUGAUGAGAAUAUUCUCAUACCGAAUGGCAAGUCGUACGUCACCACUAACGUUCGUGCGGGCGAGGGUACUGCUGAGGGAAGCACUGGUAGUAUUGGUAAUGGUAAUGGGGGACACGGAGUAAGCCUUGAUGACUCGCACAUUCUUCGAACAGUUGAGGUGCGUCAGUAUCUUAGACAGGCUUCAUGA
Molecule: messenger RNA, 1035 nt
Organism: Fusarium musae
Lineage: Eukaryota; Fungi; Ascomycota; Sordariomycetes; Hypocreales; Nectriaceae
Exons: 4
Coding region: 1-1035 (344 amino acids)
Source: RefSeq, a predicted model, not a curated record